ACUCUCCAAUCCAGCCGCAGUCAAAACGAAUUUGACGACGGGCCUUGUGAGACGCGUCGCCCUCGCAGUGCAGCGCAACGCCGCCUGCUCGGGUGUCAGGCGAGUUUGUUAGCUCGCUGUAAUGCUAGCUAGGAGCGAGCUAACUUCGCUGGUAAAGUUAGCUAUUGUCAAAACACAAUGGUGCUCGCAAGUUAGAGGACGUUGCUGUUACGCGUUGACGGCCGGACGUGUGUCCGUGUUUCGAUAAAAGAUGGCGUUGGGUUGUGAUUGUUUUGGUCGGAGCGAGGAGCUGAGCCGACUUCAAAUCACUCCCAUGUGAAAAUGUGAAUCUUUGAAGAGCUUGUUUCUGCGAGUUUCUCUCCGACGCCCCUGGUCAACGAUUCAAAGCAACUGAAUCAACUGACAGAAGGCGACUUUCCUUUGACGAUCAUCAUCAUCAUCAUCAUCAUCGCCACCACCACUAUCCUCAUCAUCUCAGGGACGACAGAUACAGGGAGCAGGAGUGGGGUUAUCAGAUCCCCCUUUUUAUCAUCAGAUCACUGGGUCAUUGGAACACACCACUAAUGUCAGCACAGAGUAUGGAGACAACAAGUGUGACCAACGGAGCGGGGCCUGUGCAUGGAGUGAAAGAUGACGACCUCAGUCCUGAAGAUCUGUCUGAGAUGCUGGCAGCGGGGACCAAAGAGGUUCAUGAAAAGGCUGAGAACACCCAGUUUGUGAAGGAUUUUCUCAGGGGACGCAUCCGCAAAGAGCUCUUCAAGCUUGGUGCCCUCGCACUCUACUACACUUACACGGCCAUGGAGGAGGAGAUUGAAAGGAACAAGGAUCACCCCCACUUUGCGCCUCUGUAUUUUCCUGCAGAGCUGCACCGCCACCAAGCUCUGGCCCGUGACCUUGAGUAUUUUUACGGCCCAGAAUGGCAGAGCCAGCUCAGCUGCUCCAAGGCCACUCAGCGCUAUGUGGACCGGAUCCACCAAGUGGGGCGAGAGGACCCGGUGCUGCUGGUGGCCCACGCCUACACCCGUUACAUGGGGGACCUCUCUGGGGGCCAGGUGCUGAAGAAGGUGGCGCAGAGAGCCUUGAAACUUCCUCCCACAGGAGAGGGGCUGGAGUUUUAUCAGUUUGAUGCCAUUCAUAGUGCCAAAGCUUUUAAACAGCUGUACCGCAGUCGGAUGAACGAGCUGGAACUAGACGUGGAAACAAAGAAGAGGCUCGUAGGCGAGGCUGUGAAAGCCUUCCAGUUCAACAUGGAGGUGUUUGAUGAGUUGGAAGAGAUCGGUAAAACCAUCCAGGAGGAUGUUUUAGAUGCUGGCAUGCCCGUCCAUGGAGCAAUGGGUGGUGACAUCAGCAAAUGCCCCUACUAUACUGCCAAAAUGGGGGCGUCGGUUGGAACGACAUACGCCUGUCAACUCUUCAUGGCUGUGCUCAGACACCCAACAGGACAAGUUCUGUUUGCUACUUGGUUUGCUGCUCUGGCUGGAUUGGCUGCAUGGUAUCUGAUGUGAUCCGGCCUUCAGCCUGUCAUUUUGCUGCUGUGAGAGAGUGAGAGAGAGAGAGUGAGAGAGAGAGUGAGUGAGAGAGUGAGUGAGAGUGAGAGAGAGAGAGAGAGAGUGAGAGAGAGAGAGAGAGAGAGAGAGAGAGAGAGAGAGAGAGAGAGAGUGAGUGAGUGAGACUCAUAGAAGGAUGGACAGUAAGGAGAUGUAGACCAUUUCAGAUUUUCAUACAAGCAUUCUUUAUGGGUCCAGGGUUUAUUUAAUGUUGCACAUUGCAAAUGACGUAAGCUGACGGGAAGUAUACAGUCAGGUCCAUAAGUAUUUACCUCUGCACACCGCCACAAUGGAUUUGAAAUGAAGUAGUCAAGAUGUGAUCGAAGUGUAAACUUUAUUUAAGGCGUCUUUAACAAAAUAAUUGCAUCUAUUGGAAAUUACAGCCAUUUUUACAAAUAGACUCCCAUUUUCAGAGGCUCAUAAGUGAUUGGAAACACCACUGACAAGCAGUUUCAUGGCCAGGUUUGGCCUAUUCCCUUGUGACUCCGUGACAUGUUAACCAGAUUAAAGAAGAAAUGGGAUAUUCUUCAGCGGCCAUUUCAAUCAAUCAAUGUUUUUCAGUUACUGCAGACAAAACCGAAGGCAGAAAGUCCGGAAAAAAAGGCAGCAACUGAAGGCAGCCGAAGUAAAGCCUUGCAAAGCAUCUUGAAUUAAAGCUAAAAGUCUACACUUCAAUCACAUCUUGAUUGUUUCAUUUCAAAUCCAUUGUGGUUUGUGUACAGAGGUGAAAUUACAAAAACCAUCGAUCUGACUGUAUUUCUUAUUAAAUUAAUUUCCAGCGAGAUGAUUUAUUAGACCAUUAGCACGUCAUCUCCAUCCAUCCAUCCAUCGAGCUGCGCCUCGUUACAAUUUCUCCUCCACUUAGUUUUGUUUCUCUACCUCCUUUUCGACUAUCCCUCCAUUUUGUGUCAAGGUCUGGUCAGCCUGUCUGGUCGUACCUCAACACGUUUUGUGGCCAUUUCUUGAUUUUGUUACAAAAACGUAAUUCUAAUAAUUUGAUUUGAAAUUCAAUUUUCUCCCAAUUUUUAAAUUCAAUUUGCAAACUGACGGAGCUUGAUGGCUUUUUUUUGAUGCGGCCCAUUUACAAACUCUUAACUAGUUAUAAAGUUGACAAUGAUAGAUGCAUUAUCAAAAUGUAGUAGUGGUUACCUUAGUGAAAACAUGUUUAAACGUACUAUGCAGAGGAUAUGCAUAGAAGAGCACAAUAGACUGUGUUGAUUUCUAAUAAGGCAUUUCUGUUUAUCUCAAGAUUGAAAUUUUAGUAGUUUGGUUAUAAUGGAACAGUGGUUAAGUUUUAUGUGAACCUUGACAGUGUCUCCAUAUACUGUAUUUUAUUUUUAUUUUUUUACCUCUACACAUUGCUGUAUCAAGCAUAAUGUUAGAAGAAAGAAAAUGUUCUUUUUGAUACCCAUAGUCACCUUUCAGAAUUCAUACAUGGCCUCCAGACAGCUUGUACAUGUGUGCUGUGACAGGUGAUAGGAAAAGCUUUUUCCCCCGCCAAGAUAUAGCACACCUACACUUUGACAAGUGUAUGAUUAAUAAUAUUUUAGUUCUUUGAAUGUCUGCUGAUGCAUGUUGAAAUGUAUAAAUUCUGUUUCAGAAUUAUGCGACACAUUGAUGAUUCAGUUUGACCUGCCGCAUGUACCUAUAUUAAGGAUAUUAACGGAGACAAUUGCAUCUGUUUUAGACAGAUUUCAUUUUAAAAAAAUAGUAUUAACGGUUUAUCUACAUUCUUGUGAUAGACGUGUACUUCAUCUAUAUGGGGGCUAGAUAUGUUAGAGGCACUGCUUUACAGAGUUCAUAUGUUAUGGAUAUACCAGUAUCCACCAUCACUCAAACUACACAUUAUGCAUACCGUAUGCUGCUUAUACUGUAGUGCAAGACGGGAAAUCCUUUUUCAACAUUGACAAGAGAAAAACAUAUUUUUGUGCUGUUUACUUUAUGCAGUUUGAUGGAGUUUAAUGUUCACCCUGACACAGUGAUGAUAUUUUGUUGACUUUGAUUUCUCUUUUCAACAUUUUUCUUGAGUACCAAAGGAAAUCUGCUGAUAUGUACAUGUAGACCUGGUUGCUGUGCCGCGUGUAUUGCUCAGCACAUUUGCAUUUACUGCAUAUGGAUUAUGCAGUAUUCCUUAUUAGUAUUACUCCUAUUAGCAAAGCUCAUCCAGGACAACAACUAGGUGUUUUACCUGAUCGGUCACAGCCAUGAAAAAAAGUGAUGAUGAUGAUGAUGAUGAUGUGCUAUGUAUUAUAGAGUCUCAGGUUCAUGUUGUAAAAAGAUGGCAAUACAAUGCAUUGUAUAUUGAGGUCUAACAUAGACCGCCUGAUAUACAGAACUCCU
Scophthalmus maximus (turbot) is the source of this 3887-nucleotide messenger RNA. RefSeq names its product heme oxygenase 2b (gene hmox2b). The coding region runs from base 564 to 1505 and encodes 313 amino acids. The record is from RefSeq and is a predicted model, not a curated record. Gene Ontology annotation, molecular function: heme binding; heme oxygenase (decyclizing) activity. NCBI's taxonomy places the organism in Eukaryota, Metazoa, Chordata, Actinopteri, Pleuronectiformes, Scophthalmidae. Gene Ontology annotation, biological process: response to oxidative stress; heme catabolic process; heme oxidation. The transcript has 7 exons.